Molecule: messenger RNA, 1278 nt
Organism: Silurus meridionalis
Lineage: Eukaryota; Metazoa; Chordata; Actinopteri; Siluriformes; Siluridae
Gene: sh2d4bb
Product: SH2 domain containing 4Bb
Exons: 8
Coding region: 1-1278 (425 amino acids)
Cellular component (GO): cytoplasm
Source: RefSeq, a predicted model, not a curated record
AUGAUGCAGCAAAUUCUUCAAGAUAUGUACAUAGAGCACAAGCUGCUCCAGGAGUUAAACGAGGAACAGAAGCAAAUUCUUUUCUAUAAGAUUCGUGAGGAGCAGGUGCGCCGCUGGAACGAGAGGGAGAGCAGAGACCCCAGUCCAAAUGUCCGCAAAAGGAGCGGCCGUAGAGGCAUUCAGUGGCUGCUGGGUUCUGAUAGUGAGGUGUGGGUCUGGGUUAUGGGUGAGGCCCAAGGAGACAAACCCUACAACGACAUAGUAGAAGAGCUGAUGGAGGAGAGAGCCAGGAAACAGGCACAGCAAGAGGCACAGGAGCUCUGGCGUAUGAAGGAAGCAGAGAUUGAAAAGAAGUUUCGGGAUGCCAUGGCAAAGGAGAAGGCUCGGUUUGUUGCGGAGAAAUGGAGGGAGGAGACAGAUGACAGAAAGGCAGCCAAGCAAGAGGAGGAAGAAGAGGAUCGUAUUCAAGAGGAGCUAAAGAAAUUUGAGCAGGAGGAGAGACAGAGAGGUGAGGAGGAAAUUCGGCAAACAGAGGAACGGCGAGCGAAAGAGCUGUUCAUCUCUCUGCAGCUGGAGGAAAAGAGAUGCGAAAGGGAUGACAAGGAAUGGCAGGAACAAUUGCGCCGGUCCAAAGCGGCUGAUGAGGAGAUGAAGUGUAAGGCUCGCCGUGCCAGAGAUGAGUACAAACGCCAGUCCCUGCGAGCCAUCGAGAAAGGCCUUGUGGCUGGCCUGAGUGGACUGUUUCAGAAUACACAUCUGAAUGGCCCAAGUCAGAACCGACGGCACAGUGAUAUCAUCAAGCAGUCAUCACCUUCUCCAGCUGAAGCUAGCCAAUCCCCAGUGUGGAUUCGGCCACCUAGGCCAAUCUCUCGGGAUUCCAUCAUGCGAUGGUUUAAGGAGGAACAAAAGCCCAGAAGAGCUGGCUAUGAAAGAAGUAGCAACACCAUUGCCUCGUGGUUUCAUGGGAUCAUCUCGCGGCAAGAUUCAGAGUCCUUGCUAAUGAACGCUUCUGAAGGCUGUUUCCUAGUACGAGUGAGUGAAAGGAUCUGGGGAUAUACUCUGUCCUACAGGACAGCCUCUGGCUUCAAACACUUUCUCAUCGACGCCUCGGGUGAUUACUACAGCUUCCUUGGGGUGGACCAAAACCGUCAUGCUACUUUAGCUGACCUCAUCGACUUCCAUAAGGAGGAGGUGAUAACCACAUCUGGAGGAGAGCUGCUGCUGGACUCUUGCAAGCUCAAAGGCUCUGAGCCAGAUUAUGGAGGACUCUUUCAAUGA